Molecule: messenger RNA, 414 nt
Organism: Naegleria gruberi
Lineage: Eukaryota; Heterolobosea; Eutetramitea; Acrasida; Naegleriidae
Exons: 1
Coding region: 1-414 (137 amino acids)
Source: RefSeq, a predicted model, not a curated record
AUGUCAUCAUCCCAUUCUUCUGUUUAUUCGCCAACUUCAGCAUCGUCAUCAUCAGCUGCCUAUUAUUAUAAUUCAACACCGCCAACAACCCCAACAAAAUCCUCAUCAUUGGGAACACUAAGUCGUUCUGCAAGUGCUGGUCGUCUUCCUGGAUUGAGAAGUUUCAGGACACAAGUACAACCACCCUCAAAAUCACAUCAAGAAUAUUGCAUGGAAAUGGCCAAGUUGAGGAAUGUGAGAAAGAAAUCGACCAUGCAACUCGUUGAACAAAUGAAUUGUGUUGUUAAGGUUGUUCAGAAUUUAUCCAAUGAGAGGGAUGUAUUUAGUGCUCCACCAACUGGAAGAAGAAAGGAGAGGGAAAGACUCUUCUCUGCUCGUUCUGUCAAGUCUAUGAAAACCUACUUUAAGCCUUAA